Molecule: messenger RNA, 946 nt
Organism: Pteronotus mesoamericanus
Lineage: Eukaryota; Metazoa; Chordata; Mammalia; Chiroptera; Mormoopidae
Gene: FNDC9
Product: fibronectin type III domain containing 9
Exons: 1
Coding region: 1-657 (218 amino acids)
Molecular function (GO): protein binding
Source: RefSeq, a predicted model, not a curated record
AUGAACAUCGAGGUUGGGAACAUUUCUUAUACGGGAGCCAUCAUUUCCUGGUCGUCCUCGGAGCCCUGCCUGGAGGACUAUUACCAUAUUAUGUACAGGCCCAACUGGAACAGCAUCUUCUCUGGCUAUCUUCGCUACAGCUUCCAGCACGAGGAGAAGGUGCCUAAAACCGUCAGCAAGGUGGUGUUGGACCACCUCACCCCUUCCACUUUCUACUUCGUGUGCGUCAGCUGCAAGAAGAUUACCUUCCCCUACAGGCACUACUGCACCAUGUUCCACACCCUGGAUAAGAGUCCGCUGUCUGCUGGAAGGCCCCUGGUGGACCCCCAAAUCUCCCUGUGGGUCCUGCUGGCCAUUCUGAUGGCCUGCUUCACGGCUGUCUUAGCGUUCAUCUGCCUCCAGUUCUGGUGCGUCCGCUGCCAUGAGCCUCGCUGGUCUUACAGAGCCGGCCACACGGAGGAAGCCAAUGGGUUGGUGAGGUGGCCAGAGGAAGCCCAGGUGCUGGGCCUGAGGGAGGAAGACCAGCAGCGGCUCCCCCUGGUGGAAAUGCCACGCGAGGAUUCCGGAGCUGGAACAGAACCCGACCCGGAAGCCGACCAGGCUGCCUCAGAUGCUGGUGAAGAUCAACCUGCCAUUCCGCCUCAUUUUGAGAAGUGAGAGGUGGGGAGGAGGCACCCCUCACCGUGUAGCAUGAAGCCCUCCACAGAGUAGUUCCUUUGUAAAAAUGUGUCUGUAGACAACCCAUGCCUCCCCUCAAAUGCCAGUGUUCAUGUGGACCACCUGGGUGCACAGAUGCCCUGUGACAAAGCUUCUCAGGCCGGAGGACAGGUACCCCCAUGGUGUGCUAAGGCAGACACGUGGCAUCGCUCAGGAGCGUCCAUUUGAACGGGGGCGCUUAGAAAUGUUAAAAGUUAUUUUGAUAUUUAAGCAAACAUGAAUAUAUCAU